AUGUUGACACGUGUCGCAGUGAUUUUUUCGAUUUUUGUCAUUUCGACAAUCGCAAUAACAAUUGAAUUGGGAACUGUUCAGUCGAUUGCUGUUACUGGGAUUUUGAUGUGCAAUGAUAAACCGGCGAAUAAUGUGAAAGUCAAGUUGUAUGAAGAGGAAGCUGGUAUGUUAGGGAAAUUUUAGUAUUUGAAAAAAAAUUAUGAUCCAUGUGAACACCAAAAGCUUUCAAAAUAAAUCUGAAAAUUUUUAGAAUCUUGAAAUCAAAGACUUCUGAAACCACAAUUUCUUUAAUUCUAUGAAUUCCGGUUUUGGCUAAAUUAUUUUGAGAAGUUUUUUUAAAGAAUUUUUCUGAUUUUUAGAAUCUGAAAAAAUUUUUAAAAAUAAACAAUUGUAAAAAAUAGUGGACAAGAUUCUAGGGAACAUCUUGAAUUUUAACUUUCAUAUUUUUUAUUUCUAAAAAUUCAACAUUCAAUUUUUUUUUCAAAAUUUUAAUUUUAAUUCGUCAUAGCUCCCUAUUGAGAAAUAUUUCCUCAAAUUCUUGAUCAUUCCAUAAUAUCAUGUGCUCCGAAAAUUACGAAAUUUUACUCAUUCAUGAAUAAUACCUUUCUGAUUUUCAUGAAUAGCGGAAAUUAAAAGAAAAAAUUUCUCAAAUUUUCUUUCCAAAAAUGUAAAUUUGGAAAGUGCAAGCUUCGCCACUUCAGAAAAAAACUCAAGAUUUUUCCAGUUCUCGAUGUUCUGUUAGAUGAACGUUUUACAAGUGAGAAUGGAACUUUCGAAAUGUCCGGAUCAAAAUCUGAAGUCUCAACAAUCGAUCCAAAAGUCAAUAUUUAUCAUAAAUGCAAUUAUGAUGGAGUAAGUCUCCUUUUCAUUUCACAGAAAAAAAUUGUAUCAAAAAACAUUUGUAGUUUUGCGUGCGUAAAUUAUCGAUCGAAGUGCCAGCAGAAUUCGUAACAAAUGGCGAGAAACCAUCACGAGUUUUUGACAUCGGACAAAUUAAUUUGGCCUCCAAAUUUUCCGGCCAAUCUACUGAUUGUUUUAAUUGAAAAAAACAACAUUGUUUAUAUUUUUUUUUUAGUAUUUGCUCUCACUUUGAAUAAAAUAUGAUAAUUUUUUAUUAUUUUGAUAGAAAAAGAAAACAAUUUUUAUCAGUGCUUCAAGAAAGUUCUAUGCUUCUCAAUUGGAAAAACAAAAAAUAUUUGAUUUUAUAUUUUUUUGCGGACUCUUUUCUGUGUAACUGUACUUUUUCAGCACUUUUUAUCUUUAGAAAUACGCAUUUUCCACACACGCAUUGCAAGAUCAAAUUGAAAGGUGAAAGUGAGAAAAAAAUCGCUGUUGAAUAUUUUAAAAUCAAAUAUAUGUACAAAAAAUACAUAUUUUUGAUCUCUCUCUUCCAAUUGUCGCAUCUUGUGUUGUGAAAAAGAAAAAGUACACGUGAGCGUCAUGUGAUGUGUUAGUGCACGCGUCAAAACUCUCUGCAUUAUUUCACUCUCUCAUCUCCUUUUUGUCUUUUCACUCUCUCAUUUUUUGCCGCACCUCUUUGUUUCUCUAACCGCGUUUGCGCACUCUCCUCGUUUUUCUUGAUAUAUUGUGGUCGGUGCGUUUUUUUUCGUGUUGUGUCUCAUUAUUAUUCUUAUAAUUGAGCAUUUGAUGAUAAUUGUUUUUAAUAUGGCCACCAUGAUUUAUUUGUAUGGGUGGUAGUUUUUCCUUUUUUUUUUCUUUCGUUGAAGUUCUCAUUCUGAGAUUCAGAUUUUUCCAAAAUCCAAAAUUAUUACAGUAAUUCAACCCCACACAUCCAUGGACUUCAAUAUAUUUUUUGUCAAUAAAGGUCAUAGUAUACCCAUAUCACUGAAUGUAGAUAAAACAACAGUUAGCCAACUUCAAUCGUUUAUUGGAAGAGAAGUCAAUUUGAAACCCACAGAACAGGUAAGUUUUUGAAGGUGAAAAUUGCUUGGAGAUUGUGGAAGCUUUUGAAAAACACCUCUUUUGACUUUUCAAAGUUGUUCCAGAACUAACUUUCUUCAGAACUAGAAUUUCUAGGCUCGGCUACUUGAAUUAGGGUUUCUAGACUUUGAUUUUAGAACCUAGUCGAAUUUUUUGCCUUGAAGUCAUAUUUUUUUAUCUCUUUUUUUUGCAAAGAAAAUUUCCAAAUCGAUUUUUCUUAAAAAAACAACACAAAAAAAUUUGCAGAUUCUCCUUACUGGUAAAGGAAAUACGCUUGAUCCCAACAAACUACUAAACACUUAUAAAGAUUUGGGAAGUUCCGGAUGUCCAGUGUUUCUUUUUCGCAAAUCGGGUCACGAUCGGGAUGAGCCAACACAAAGUGAGAUCAAUUAUAUCUUCAAUCAGAUCAAGGAUUGUUUAGAUCAGGCAUGUUUAAGGAAAUCAAAAAAUCAAUAAUUAUUUUUAUAAUUUUAGGGUAGUUAUGUAAUUCAACAUGAUGAUCCUUCUCGAAUUUAUCUCGAGUUAUCAGAACGAGUAAAUGAUUGUAAAAAGUUAUCAACAUCAACUUUGCACACUUGCGCAAGACUCGUUCAAGAGCAUCAAUUUUUAUAUCAAGGUUGGACGGCAUUGAUUCACAAUCUUGAUGACUCUGUGGCAAAAAUCAAUAAAAGAUUGGAGAAAUUCCAAAAACUAUCGGAAAAAGUUGGCGAGAUGAACAGUCGCGCUUCGGAUUUGUUGCAAAACUUUAACGGAGUUUUGGAACAGCUGAAGAGAAUUGAGAUUCCGUUGGAUAUAAUGACUAAAAAUGCGUCGUGUCUGAAUUUGGCGCAAGCGGCCACUGUUUCUGCGCAUCCUGUGAAAAUGACACUUUUUGAUUGGAUUUCGAAAGCGGAUCCGGAUUCAACGCUUGAUGAAAUGCUUGAAGGUGUUGAGGAGCAGAUUGCAAAGGUGAUUUGAAUUUCUGCAUCAAGGAUUCGAAAUUUUCUCCUCUAAAUCGCAAUCUCAAAAAUUUGCAGGUCAAAGAUUACGAUACAAAAACUGUGGUAGCUGCUCUUAACUCAGUCAUCGAUCAAUCCAAAAAUCCAGAAUAUCGAGACAUCAAAGGAAUCAACAAACGAUUCUCACAACUAGAAUAUAGUCUGGUGAAAUGCGAAGGUUUGUUGAUGGGGGGAUUUUGAUUCUGUAUCAAAAUGUCGUGUUUUUCAGAGUUCAACAAAGCGAUUUGUGAACUAGUGGCAAGAAUUGUGGAGACUCCAAAAAGUAUGGAUAAAACGAAAUUACCGGUAUGUGAAAUGAUUUGAAAAAUCUGCAAAAAAAUCAAUAAUUUCAGAUUGUUGUUGAUGAGCAUAAACGAGUGUUCCGUGAAAUAAUCGAAGUUUUCGAGAGACUUCGUGGAGCUGCAGCUGUUUUUGAUCAAUCAAAACAAGAAUUGAUCAAAAAUGUGCGCACGCGACUUGCUGGAUUCAUUGUGCAAUCAUAUGACAAACUGAAUUUUGCACAUCUUGAUAUCAUCAAACAAGAAGAGCAGACCAAAGUGUUACGAUUCCGUUUGGAUUUGAUUGAACAAAUCAAGGAGAGUCCAAUUGUAUUUUCACAAUCUGUAUCAGAAGUUAUUCGACGGGGAUUGUUCAAAGCAGAAUUGGAAGCUUGGCAUAACGAGCAUUCUGAAAAAUGUGUCGAAUUGACGACGGAAGAGAAAAAUAUGAGGAAAAGAAUCGAGCGGAAAUUAGAAAAGCAUUUCUUGCGAACACUGUUUCCUGGAAUGUUUGAUGAUAUUCCUCAAUUUUUCGUCAAAUCUCCAUUAGCAAAUUAUGAUGAGCGAAUUCCAAAAAUCCAAAAAGAAUACAUCAGCUCGCUUCGUCAAUCACUUCCCGAACUGGAAAAACAUUUGAAAGUGAAGUUGCCGGAAAUUUCGGUGAAACUGAUGCCAAAAGAUGCGAGACCUCAUCCACCAUUGGGGCAAACGAGAAGAGAUGAGAGUUUUAUCACCAAGGAGCCAAUGAGUAUGGGCGUUUCGCAUUAUGCGUAUUCACCGGCACAGUGGUUGAGGUAAGAUUAUGGAGCUGGAUUAUUGAAAUUUUAUAUUUUGUGUAGAGAAUCUCUGAAAAAUAAAUAGAACCCAAACAUCCUCCCUUUUCAGCGAAGACGGCGGCGACUCCGAUUCACCACCAGUUACUUCAGCAAUGUUGAUGGCAAGAUCUCCAGAUGCAAUGAUGAGAGAGUCACAAAUGAAGCCAGUUCCCAUUGUUCCAUCUUUGGCCCAACUCGAUAUCAUGGUAUGUUUUCUCUUCGACAUAUAAAACUUUAUAAAUCUCUCCGUUUCAGAACAGCGCUCCAUGUACAUCUGUAGCUCGUAGCGCGCCGAUCGCUAUCCCAUCAUCUUCCUUGGGAAAUCACAGCAAUCGUACAAUUUCACCGAAUUCGUCUCCACCAAUGGAACAAGCUCUAGAUAUUGAUCAAUUUCAUGAUCCACAAGGUGAUGAACAACAAUUUGCUGUUGAUGAUUUGAAGAAUUCCAAUGAUUCAACAACAUCGAGAAUUGAAGCAUUGACGCCAAUCAAAAAUGAGGUUGCAGCUGUUGCCAAAGUGAGUGUUUCAUAGAAUUUCUGAUCAUUUUUAUUGUUUUUUUUAGGGUUUGCUGGACAUUCGUGCUGAAAUCAUAAAUAGUUCGGAUAAAUUCGAAGAAGAGUUCAAACAAGUCAAUGAAUUUUUGUUGUCUCGGAUUCCGGUUGAAUUGAAAAAAGUUGAUGAAAAGCAUAAAAUGGAGAUUGAACUUUUGAUGGGAAAUAUAUCAAAACUGACUGAGGAAUUGGCGAAUUUGAGAGAGGAAAAUGAAAAAAGCAAAGAGAGUCUGAAUCUUUUCCAUCAACAGAAAGAGGAAGAAUCUACGAAAGAAAGUGAGAAGAUUGAGAAGUUGGAGACAAGGAUUGUUGAAUUGGAGAGCGAGGUGAAAUCGAUUGAGACAGAUACAAUUAAAAAAUUAACAGUUGAAUACGAAUUAAUGAUUGAUCGAACAAGAUCUGAUUAUGAGGAUCAAAUUAGUCAGAAAGAUAUGGAUAUAUUGGAAUUGAAAAAGGAACUGGAGAAAAAGCAGGCUGAAAUUGAUAAGCAGAAGCAAGAAUUGCUGCAAUCUGAAAGUUUUGAUGAUCCAUACACAGAAGAAUAUCGAAAAAAGGUGACUUCGGAAAUAAGAUCGGAACUCGAGAAGGAAUUCAAAUCGAGAACUGAAAUUAUCGCCAAAGCCAACGAGCAAAAGAAAAAUGAAAGUCUCGCAAGAGCCAAGAAAGAGCAAGAAGUUGAAUUCAAGAUUCUCUCCCAGGAAAAUGAAUCGAAAGCCAAGAAAUUGGUUAUUCUUGCAAAUGAACGGGAUAAACUUCGAAUGAUUAUUCUGAAAAGUGCAGUUGAUGGUGAACAACUUCUCAAAGAAUUGGAUGAUUCAUUAGAUGAGAUUGUUCCACGAGAAACUUUACCCAAUAUUUCAUUGAGUCGCUCUCCACUAAUGACACAAACGUGAGUUCGAACUACCUUUUUCGAGGUAUAAAUAUGAUCAUAUUUUUCCAGAUCUCUACCUGAAAUGGAUGAAAGUGUUAUGAUAAUGAAUUCAAACAUGAAUCAAUCGCAAAUGAUGAUGAGUACAGCUAUUUUACCAUCACCACAAUCGGAUCAAGAAUUGGAUGUUGUUCAAAUUUUUGCGGAAUCUGAUGGAAAAGUUUCGACAUCAACACAAACCAAAAUCUGCUUGCCAUCUAUGAAUAUGAUGGUGACAAUUCAAGACAUCAAACAGGGUAGUACAGUGCUUGUGAUCUGGGAUGAACGACAUAAAGCGUAUAUUCUAUUCUGGUAAGGAUCUUAUUUCUGAUCUCAAUUCAAUAUUUUUUUUUGUUGCAGCUCGAGCCAGUACCGCCACUUUGUAAAAGAAUCAUCCGUCAGAAAACUUGGCCUAAUUCUCCCGGCUGAUUCAACUGCUCCAAGAAGAAAUUGGAUUCUUGGAAAAAGUAUGAAAAUUGAUAAUUGUGCCAUCAAAAAACCAGUCAAUAGGUUAGUGAGACUCUCAAACCGAAAUUUUUAAAAACAUCUCCCUUUUCCAGAUACAAUUUACCGGUUGGAACAAUUGUUCGACGUGUUGAAGUCGAUCCGGUUGGCAUGGAUUUGGAACCAGACAUUCACAAUCAAAUGGUCGAAACUCAUUGA
This is a messenger RNA of Caenorhabditis angaria, 6132 nucleotides long. The record is from the annotation of a GenBank genome assembly. NCBI's taxonomy places the organism in Eukaryota, Metazoa, Nematoda, Chromadorea, Rhabditida, Rhabditidae.